AUGAAAAACGUGUUAUUUCCUGAUGCAGGAAUUAUUAGACAACCCAAAUGGGGGCAUCUUAAAGAUUUGCAUAAGGCCAUAAAACUUUGUGAAGAAGCACUUAUAGCUACUGAUCCAACAAUUUCAUCUCCUGGUCCAAAUCUAGAGACUUCAGUUUACAAGACAGGAUCUGCAUGUGUGGCCUUCCUUGCUAACACCGGCACGAACGAUGCAACGGUUACCUUCAACGGCAAUUCAUAUCACUUGCCUGGAUGGUCUGUGAGCAUUUUACCAGAUUGCAAGAGUGUUGUUCUAAAUACUGCAAAGAUUAAUUCUGCAUCUACGAUUUCAAGCUUCGCAACUGAAUCUGUAAAAGAAGAGGUUGAUUCUUUGGGGAGUUCAAGUUCGGGAUGGAGUUGGAUUAGUGAACCGGUCGGUAUUUCAAAGGAUGAUGCAUUCACAAAAUCUGGACUUCUUGAACAAAUAAACACGACUGCAGAUAGAAGUGACUACCUGUGGUAUUCAUUAAGCAUUGAUGUUGAAGAUACUGCCGGUGCUCAACCUGUUCUUCACAUUGAAUCCCUUGGUCACGCCCUUCAUGCUUUUAUAAAUGGGAAACUUGCAGGGAGUGGAGUAGGAAACAGCGGAAACGCUAAGGUCAAGGUGGACAUCCCUAUUACACUUGUAUCUGGAAAGAACAAAAUUGAUCUCCUGAGUUUAACAGUGGGACUACAGAACUAUGGAGCUUUUUACGACCUAGUGGGUGCGGGGAUCACUGGUCCAGUAACAUUGAAAGGUUUGAGAAAUGGAAGUACUGUUGAUCUCUCCUCACAGCAAUGGACAUACCAGAUUGGUCUUCAAGGUGAAGAUUUAGGUUUGUCUAGUGGAAGUGUUGGACAGUGGAAUUCACAAUCUAACUUACCUACAAAUCAACCUUUGACUUGGUACAAGACGAACUUCAUUGCUCCUUCUGGAAGUAACCCAGUUGCAAUUGAUUUCACGGGGAUGGGAAAAGGAGAAGCCUGGGUGAAUGGACAGAGCAUUGGACGAUACUGGCCAACAUACGUCGCUCCAACUUCUGGCUGUACUGACUCAUGCAAUUAUAGAGGAUCCUAUUCUUCAUCGAAAUGUCUCAUGUAUUUUUGGCAUAAUGAUACUUAUUAUUAUAAGAUUAGGAAUUGA
This is a messenger RNA of Vicia faba (fava bean), 1161 nucleotides long. The record is from the annotation of a GenBank genome assembly. Lineage: Eukaryota; Viridiplantae; Streptophyta; Magnoliopsida; Fabales; Fabaceae.